Messenger RNA from Pestalotiopsis fici W106-1, 564 nucleotides. RefSeq lists its product as uncharacterized. The transcript has 2 exons. The record is from RefSeq and is a predicted model, not a curated record. Bases 1 to 564 code for a protein of 187 amino acids. NCBI's taxonomy places the organism in Eukaryota, Fungi, Ascomycota, Sordariomycetes, Amphisphaeriales, Sporocadaceae.
AUGGCAUCUUGGGCGCUCAUUGAGCCUCCCCUGCAACGACACUUGCAAAUACUUGAGGAUGGGACGAAGGCGCUCCUCCGGGAGGCCCUCUCAGUUGGUGUGGUUAAGAGUUCGUCACAGACGUCUCCCCUCCGCCUCCUCAAGCGACACAGUACGCUGUGCCUUUCAGGUAGCAUCACUACCAGCCGCACCAGCAGCCACACCACUGCUGAGCCUACUGCUUUGGCAGUGGCUGCUGCUUGGGAGGGCGCCUUCGAUGACGCCAUGGACGAGUGGAUGCAGGAGCAGGUCUACAUCGAGGCCGAUGAAGCUUCACCGCCGCCGAGGCGCAGGUGGCUGAGGCCAAGGAUGCUGCUCCUGUCCUUCCCAGCCCGUCUGACCUGGCUAAAACCGCUCAGCUGCUCGUUUCUGCCGUCGAGAAUGACGAUUCGUUUGAGUUUCGAAACUCUAUUCGCCGCCUGCUUGGGCGCUUUCAGGAGCUCCCCCUCCCUCCCAUAUCCUCUCUCCAAUUCUUGCUUUUCCUCUGUGGGUCAUAAAGCAAUGGAAGAGUGGCAGAAUUCUUGA